Xenopus tropicalis (tropical clawed frog) is the source of this 9747-nucleotide messenger RNA. RefSeq names its product acetyl-CoA carboxylase alpha (gene acaca). The transcript has 55 exons. Gene Ontology annotation, cellular component: cytoplasm. Gene Ontology annotation, molecular function: ATP binding; biotin carboxylase activity; acetyl-CoA carboxylase activity. Bases 264 to 7307 code for a protein of 2347 amino acids. Gene Ontology annotation, biological process: fatty acid biosynthetic process; malonyl-CoA biosynthetic process. The record is from RefSeq and is a predicted model, not a curated record. Lineage: Eukaryota; Metazoa; Chordata; Amphibia; Anura; Pipidae.
UCACAUGGCUUUGACGUCACGAUCUCGUCCAAGCCAAUCCAUUGUAGCCUGUACCACAUGCACUGAGGUAACCCUGAUCACACCACCCCUCUGUCAGAUUCUGAGGGGGCGUGUGGGGUAUAGGCUUAAGGCUGGGCAACGUGUAUUCACCUGUAAACAGAGGCUGGGCAGCACCAUCAUCUUGCUGUAGGGCACCUCUCAUUCAUUCCAGCCAUCCAAGUUGCUGGGGGAGGUUUUCUCUGAUCUUCCUUACGCAGCACAAAAUGGAGGAGUCUUUGCCUCAGUCUAAGUUGCUCGAUCAGCAUUCCCGUUUCAUCAUUGGCUCGGUGUCAGAGGACAAUUCCGAGGAUGAAUUUAGCUCAAUGGUUAGAGUGGACCUAGAGGAUAAAGAGAGAUCUUCAUCUCCAGCAUCCAUAGCCUCCACAGCCUCAGAUACCCUUUCUGAUAUGGGGCUCUCAAACUAUCAGGACAACCUUGCUCUGCAAAUGAGGCCCAGCAUGUCAGGUUUGCACUUGGUCAAACAAGGUCGGGAUAGAAAGAAGAUUGACUUGCAAAGGGAUUUUACGGUUGCCUCUCCAGCAGAAUUUGUCACUCGUUUUGGGGGAAAUAAAGUUAUUGAAAAGGUACUAAUUGCCAAUAAUGGCAUUGCAGCAGUAAAAUGCAUGCGUUCGAUUAGACGGUGGUCCUAUGAGAUGUUCCGAAACGAGAGAGCCAUCCGGUUUGUUGUUAUGGUUACCCCAGAAGAUCUAAAAGCCAAUGCAGAAUAUAUCAAAAUGGCAGAUCAUUAUGUACCUGUACCUGGUGGACCAAACAACAACAAUUAUGCAAAUGUUGAACUCAUCCUUGAUAUUGCAAAAAGGAUUCCAGUCCAGGCUGUGUGGGCUGGAUGGGGCCAUGCAUCAGAAAAUCCCAAACUACCAGAACUCCUGCUCAAAAAUGGAAUAGCUUUUAUGGGCCCUCCCAGUCAAGCCAUGUGGGCAUUAGGAGACAAGAUUGCAUCUUCCAUUGUUGCCCAAACAGCUGGAAUUCCAACGCUCCCAUGGAGUGGCAGUGGAUUAAAAGUAGAUUGGCAGGAGAGUGAUCUAAAGAAGAGCACUUUAAUUGUACCUCCGGAAGUAUAUGGAAAAGGAUAUGUGAAAGAUGUUGACGACGGUUUGAAGGCAGCGGAAGUCGUUGGAUAUCCUGUCAUGAUUAAGGCUUCUGAAGGUGGUGGAGGCAAAGGAAUCAGGAAAGUGAACAAUGCAGAAGAUUUUCCCAACCUCUUCCGCCAGGUUCAGGCAGAAGUUCCUGGCUCCCCUAUAUUUGUAAUGAGACUGGCCAAGCAGUCACGUCAUCUUGAGGUACAGAUUCUCUCUGAUCAGUAUGGAAAUGCCAUCUCACUUUUUGGCCGUGACUGCUCUGUACAGCGACGCCACCAGAAAAUUAUUGAAGAGGCACCUGCAUCAAUUGCUACUGCCACAAUUUUUGAGCAGAUGGAGCAGUGUGCUGUGAAACUUGCAAAAAUGGUUGGGUAUGUGAGUGCUGGCACUGUGGAAUAUCUUUAUAGCCAGGAUGGUAGCUUUUACUUCUUAGAGUUAAACCCACGGCUCCAAGUGGAGCAUCCCUGCACUGAGAUGGUAGCUGAUGUCAACCUACCAGCAGCACAAUUGCAGAUUGCGAUGGGGGUACCACUCCAUAGAAUUAAGGAUAUACGAAUGCUGUAUGGACUCCCUGCUUGGGGGGAUUCACCCAUUGAUUUUGACAAUUCACUAAAUGCCCCAUGCCCUAGAGGUCAUGUCAUUGCUGCUCGUAUUACCAGUGAGAAUCCAGAUGAGGGAUUUAAGCCAAGCUCAGGAACUGUUCAAGAACUCAAUUUCCGCAGCAACAAAAAUGUCUGGGGCUAUUUUAGUGUGGCAGCAGCAGGUGGUCUUCAUGAAUUUGCGGAUUCACAGUUUGGUCAUUGUUUCUCAUGGGGAGAAAACCGAGAGGAAGCCAUCUCAAAUAUGGUGGUAGCUUUAAAAGAAUUGUCGAUACGAGGCGAUUUUCGAACUACAGUAGAGUAUCUGAUAAAACUUUUGGAGACCGAAAGUUUUCAGAACAAUCGCAUUGAUACUGGCUGGCUGGAUAGGCUGAUCUCUGAGAAAGUACAGGCUGAACGCCCAGAUGCCAUGCUUGGAGUCGUUUGUGGAGCCUUGCAUGUAGCAGAUGUUACCUUCCGCAACAGUGUCUCCAAUUUUCUUCACUCACUUGAGAGAGGGCAGGUUCUGCCAGCACAUACACUGCUGAACACAGUAGAUGUGGAACUCAUCUACGAAGGAGAGAAAUAUGUUCUAAAGGUGACACGUCAAUCUCCUAAUUCGUAUGUGGUGAUAAUGAAUAACUCCUGUGUAGAAGUAGAUGUUCACAGGCUGAGCGAUGGUGGCCUUCUUUUGUCCUAUGAUGGCAGCAGCUAUACCACUUAUAUGAAAGAAGAAGUCGACAGGUACCGCAUAACUAUUGGGAAUAAAACAUGUGUCUUUGAGAAAGAGAAUGAUCCCUCAAUCCUGCGCUCACCAUCUGCUGGCAAGUUAAUUCAGUAUGUGGUGGAGGAUGGUGGCCAUGUGUUUGCUGGUCAGUGCUAUGCUGAAAUAGAGGUAAUGAAGAUGGUGAUGACACUGACAGCAGUGGAAUCAGGGUGUAUACACUACGUAAAAAGACCUGGGGCAGCCCUGGAACCAGGAUGUGUGAUAGCUAAGCUUCAGCUUGAUGACCCCAGCCGUGUACAACAGGCUGAACUUCAUAGGGGACCCCUUCCUCUGAUUCACAGCACAGCCCUUCGAGGAGAGAAACUUCAUCGGGUGUUUCACUGUGUUCUAGAUAACCUGGUCAAUGUGAUGAAUGGAUAUUGUCUUCCAGAACCCUACUUUAGCAGCAAGUUAAAAGACUGGGUUGAAAGACUGAUGAAGACCCUAAGAGACCCAUCCUUACCUCUGUUGGAGCUUCAGGACAUCAUGACCAGUGUGUCUGGUCGCAUUCCUCCAAAUGUAGAAAAAUCAAUCAAAAAGGAAAUGGCCCAAUAUGCCAGUAACAUUACUUCUGUGUUGUGCCAGUUUCCCAGCCAACAGAUUGCUAAUAUACUAGACAGCCAUGCUGCAACCCUUAAUCGUAAAUCUGACCGAGAGGUUUUCUUCAUGAACACACAGAGUAUAGUGCAGCUGGUUCAAAGGUACCGAAGUGGUAUAAGGGGGCAUAUGAAAGCAGUAGUUAUGGAUCUGCUGCGUCAGUAUUUGAAGGUGGAGACACAGUUCCAACAUGGUCACUAUGAUAAGUGUGUCUUUGCUCUCCGUGAAGAGAACAAAAGUGACCUGACAAUGGUGCUGAAUUCUAUAUUUUCUCAUGCGCAAGUCACCAAGAAGAAUCUGUUAAUCACCAUGCUCAUUGACCAGUUGUGUGGCCGAGAUCCCACAUUAACAGAUGAGUUGUUGAACAUACUUAUGGAACUUACCCAGCUAAGCAAAACAACAAAUGCUAAAGUUGCACUGCGGGCCCGGCAGGUCCUCAUCGCUUCACAUUUGCCUUCUUAUGAACUUCGGCAUAACCAAGUGGAAUCUAUAUUUUUGUCUGCCAUUGACAUGUAUGGGCACCAGUUUUGCAUUGAGAAUUUGCAGAAACUCAUUCUAUCAGAGACCUCCAUAUUUGACGUUCUACCAAACUUCUUUUACCAUAGUAACCAGGUGGUGAGGAUGGCAGCAUUGGAGGUAUAUGUUCGGAGGGCUUACAUUGCCUAUGAACUCAACAGUGUUCAACACCGGCAGCUUAAGGACAACACGUGUGUGGUUGAGUUCCAGUUUAUGUUGCCAACAUCGCACCCAAACAGAGGGAACAUCCCCACGCUUAACAGAAUGUCUUUCUCUUCGAACCUUAACCACUAUGGAAUGGUUCAUGUCGUCAGUGAUGUACUAUUGGAUACUUCAUUUACUCCACCCUGCCAAAGGAUGGGGGGCAUGGUUGCCUUUCGGACAUUUGAAGAUUUUGUGAGAUUAUUUGACGAUGUGAUGAGUUGCUUCUCAGAUUCUCCCCCUCAAAGUCCUGUAUUUCCUGAAGCUGGUCAUCCUUCGCUUUAUGACGAAGAUGAUAAUAAGAGCUCCAGAGAUGAACCUAUUCACAUCCUGAAUGUUGCCAUUAAAACAGAUUGUGAUAUUGAUGAUGAUGGACUGGCAGCCAUGUUUCGGGAAUUUACACAGAGCAAAAAAGCUGUGUUAAUGGAUCAUGGUAUUCGUCGGCUGACAUUUCUGGUAGCACAAAAGGAUUUCAGGAAACAGGUCAACUGUGAGGUAGAUCAACGAUUUCAAAGAGAAUUUCCCAAGUUUUUUACUUUCCGUGCAAGAAAUAAGUUUGAAGAAGACAGAAUCUACAGGCAUUUGGAACCUGCUCUUGCCUUUCAACUGGAGCUGAAUCGAAUGCGGAAUUUCGAUCUGACAGCAAUACCAUGUGCAAAUCACAAAAUGCAUUUGUAUCUGGGAGCCGCAAAGGUUGAAGUAGGCACUGAAGUAACUGAUUACCGUUUCUUUGUCCGGGCUAUCAUCAGGCACUCUGACUUGGUUACAAAGGAAGCCUCAUUUGAGUACCUGCAGAAUGAAGGGGAGAGAUUGCUUCUUGAAGCAAUGGAUGAGCUGGAGGUGGCUUUUAAUAACACUAAUGUACGCACUGACUGCAAUCACAUCUUUCUUAACUUUGUACCUACUGUUAUUAUGGACCCCUCAAAGAUUGAAGAGUCUGUUCGUAGUAUGGUGAUGCGCUAUGGAAGUCGUUUGUGGAAACUCCGUGUCUUACAAGCUGAACUGAAGAUUAAUAUCCGCCUGACACCCACAGGGAAGCAGAUACCAAUACGACUCUUUUUAACCAAUGAAUCUGGCUACUACUUGGACAUCAGUCUUUACAAAGAGGUGACUGACUCAAGGACUGCUCAAAUCAUGUUCCAAGCGUAUGGUGACAAACAAGGUCCACUUCAUGGCAUGCUAAUUAAUACUCCUUAUGUGACAAAAGAUCUAUUGCAGUCCAAAAGGUUUCAGGCACAGUCUUUGGGAACAACCUAUGUUUAUGAUAUUCCAGAAAUGUUUCGACAGGCACUUAUUAAACUAUGGGAAUCUAUGGAAGCUCAUGCAUUUCUGCCCAAGAGCCCUUUGCCUUCAGAUGUUCUCACUUAUACAGAACUGGUACUGGAUGACCAAGGGCAGUUAGUACAUAUGAAUAGGCUUCCUGGUGGAAAUGAGAUUGGUAUGGUGGCUUGGAAAAUGACCCUCAAGAGUCCAGAGUAUCCAGAUGGCCGUGACAUCAUAGUUAUUGGAAAUGACAUCACUUAUAAGAUUGGCUCAUUUGGUCCACAAGAGGAUCUUUUAUACUUAAGAGCAUCAGAACUCUCUCGAUCGGAGGGGAUUCCUAGAAUAUAUGUUGCGGCAAACAGUGGUGCAAGAAUAGGACUAGCAGAAGAGAUCCGCCAUAUGUUUCAUGUCGCAUGGGAAGACCCCGCUGACCCUUAUAAAGGUUUUAAAUACUUAUAUUUGACACCCCAAGAUUACAAGAAGGUGAGCGCUCUGAAUUCUGUACACUGUGAACAUGUGGAGGAUGAAGGUGAAUCCAGAUAUAAGAUAACAGACAUUAUUGGCAAAGAAGAAGGCCUUGGAGUGGAAAACCUCAGAGGAUCUGGCAUGAUUGCUGGGGAGUCCUCUUUAGCCUAUGAAGAAAUCAUCACCAUCAAUCUGGUCACAUGUCGUGCAAUUGGCAUUGGAGCCUAUUUAGUUCGACUGGGUCAACGAACAAUCCAGGUAGAAAAUUCACAUAUCAUCCUGACAGGAGCAGGGGCUCUUAACAAAGUCCUUGGCCGAGAGGUAUACACAUCAAACAACCAGCUGGGUGGCAUCCAGAUAAUGCACAACAAUGGAGUAACACAUAGCACUGUGUAUGAUGAUUUUGAAGGGGUGUACACAAUUUUGCAGUGGCUUUCUUAUAUGCCCAAGUGUGUAGCCAGUCCUGUUCCUAUUCUGACACCAAAGGAUUCUAUUGAAAGACUUAUAGAAUUCACUCACACCAAAGCUCCUUAUGAUCCACGAUGGAUGCUGGCAGGACGCCCCCACCCCACUCAGAAAGGGCAGUGGCUGAGUGGCUUCUUUGACUAUGGUUCUUUCAUGGAGAUCAUGCAGCCAUGGGCACAAACUGUAGUUGUUGGAAGGGCUAGGUUAGGAGGCAUACCUGUAGGAGUGGUUGCCGUGGAAACAAGAACUGUAGAGUUAAGUGUACCUGCUGAUCCUGCAAACCUGGACUCAGAAGCCAAGAUAAUCCAGCAAGCUGGCCAAGUUUGGUUCCCAGAUUCUGCCUUUAAAACUGCUCAAGCCAUCAAGGAUUUCAACAGGGAAGGUCUUCCCCUUAUGGUGUUUGCAAACUGGAGAGGGUUUUCUGGUGGAAUGAAAGAUAUGUAUGACCAAGUGCUGAAGUUUGGGGCCUACAUUGUGGAUGGUUUGCGUGAAUACCGCCAGCCAGUGUUGGUAUACAUUCCACCUCAGGCUGAACUCAGAGGAGGCUCAUGGGUAGUAAUUGAUCCCACAAUAAACCCAAGGCACAUGGAAAUGUAUGCUGACAAGGAAAGCAGGGGAGGUGUCUUGGAGCCAGAAGGAACAGUAGAAAUCAAAUUUAGGAGAAAGGAUUUGAUUAAGACUAUGCGUCGUGUUGACCCAGUCUACAUUCACUUGGCAGAGAAAUUAGGCACACCAGAAUUAGGUGCUGCUGACUGUAAAGAACUUGAGACCAAGCUGAAGGAGCGGGAGGAGUUUCUGCUACCUAUCUACCACCAAGUGGCUGUGCAGUUUGCAGACUUGCAUGACACCCCAGGCAGAAUGCAGGAAAAGGGAGUUAUUACAGAUGUUAUUGAGUGGAAGACGUCACGCACAUUUUUCUACUGGAGACUAAGGAGGCUGCUUUUGGAAAAUGUAGCAAAAAAGAAGAUUCACAGUGCAAAUCCUGAACUUACAGACGGUCAGAUACAAGCUAUGCUUAGGCGAUGGUUCGUGGAAGUAGAAGGAACUGUAAAGGCCUACCUGUGGGACAAUAAUAAGGAUGUGGUUGAGUGGCUGGAGAAGCAGAUGGCAGAAGAGGAAGGUACUCGUUCUGUGGUCGAUGAAAACAUCAAGUACAUCUCCAGAGAUUAUAUCCUUAAACAAAUCCGCAGCUUGGUGCAAGAAAACCCUGAAGUCGCUAUGGAUUCCAUUGUGCAUAUGACUCAACAUAUUUCGCCCACCCAAAGAGCUGAAAUUGUACGCAUUUUAUCAACUAUGGAUUCCCCAACUUCCUCCUAAAGGCUCUUUCUGGAGGGGCUCAGCCUUGGUGUCUCUUUAGCAAAAACGCCAGUAUCAUGUUAACGCACAAGGAAAACAUCUGCAUUUCCAUGAUUCGUAAAUGAUAAAACUGUACUGUAGUAGUUAUGUAGCACUUUAUAUGUUGACUCAAACUCGGCAAGACACUUUGCAUGCCUGAUAGCCUUGAGAAUGAUUGAGAGCUUGGUUAAAUGUAAUUCUCUAUAUCAUCUUUGUUAAUAUUUUUUAAUAGACUUCCAACUUUUUUUUUUAAGAAAAACAUUUCUGCAGUAUUACACAGUUCUUUCACUUUGUUCAAAAGGUACACAGUCACCUUUUUAGCUGGUGAGCUAGGUUUACAAAUAUAGACGUAAGGAAGCCAUUUUGAAUAAAACUGUUCUACUUGCACUUACUCUUGAGGAUCACACAUUGGCAGGUUAGUGGGGGUGUCUUUCAGCUAUGGAAUUGUAGUAUAGCUGUACAUCAAAACUGAUACUCCAAGAUGGGGAUCUUUUGAAAUUGUCUUUUUUCAGCUACAUAGGAAGCAAUGUUAUUCAGAGAUUGCGCAGUUUGAAACACGUUUUUUUUAUUUUACCUUAUAAUAGAACAUAAUAGAAUACCUUAUAAUAUAAUAGAAGCUGCAAAUGCAGGUAGAACAGAGGGGGACUUUUAGUGGAAUCAUAAAUCUUUGGCUAGCUUGUUAGGGAGGAUACUGCAUGUUACAUUUCCCCCAUAUUAAGUUAUGGAGGGAAAAAAGAUAAGAAAAUAAAAAAAAAAAGCCAUCUUGAAGCCCCAGAGUGGUAAAAGUUGGCAGAUCUACCCCUUGGUCGAAAUCAAUUUAUCUAAGGGUUUUCCAAUCAGUUAUUUAACCUUUCUGAUUGUCCAGAUAAUGUUUCUGGUAGAAAAAGUCUUUAAUCAAUCGACACCUUUACAAAUGGGCCGGGUUGUCAAAAUAUAUUUUUCCUUUCCUGUGGGUCAGAAUUGAAUCAUAACAUCCUACCUAUUAAAUGUUUCACAUAAAUGAGCAUUUUAUUACAUUUAGCACAGUGCAAGUCUGCGGGAGACUUAACGAAUUGUUGCAAAUCUCAAUUGCUGAUACAUUAAUGAAUCUUCAUACCCUUUAUUAAUGACAUUUCUAAUGGAUUUUUAUGCCAUUUAGGAUUCAGUUCUUCAUUAUAAAUAAACCCGGCCUAGACUGAAUGCCUUCAUAGCCGAAAUCUUCACCCCAGUUGAGCCAUUCUGUAGUUUUGCAAUAUACUUUCUGUAAUCUGGAACCCCACAUUUCACAGCAUUUUUAAAGUAAGAUCUUACUAUAACUUUGUAGGCAAACGCAGAAUCAUUUCCGCCCUAGAAUUCGAUCCUUUACUGCAGAAAAAAUAUUUUGCUAUUAUUGCCAGUGACUUACACUGGUCGCUAAGCUUCAAUUUACAGGUACUUAUAGAUUCUUCUCCAUCAAGGAUUUGUGCAACAUACUAUGAGUACAUUUUUCUAUGGAGAAAAAAGUAACCUCAAGUUACCUUGUAAGGAGGUUUUUAUUGAUUCUGUUACAGGUUUCCCCCAUCCACAAAACCAGAGAUGUAGCUUUGAAGUGUUUCUUCUAUAGAUUGAAAAAGGAAUUAUGUGAUUCUCUAAAAUAUGUUACUGAAAAUAAUAUGUCAAAAACCUUACCAUAUCUUGCCCACUAUAGAUAUGAAACCUAGGUCUACUAGAAGAUAGUCUAGGUUGAUCUAUACCUUUGCAUCAUGUCUUAUGGUUUACUUUCGUCUUAAGUCUAUGUUAUUAAUUAUUGACUGUUAAUGCCCUGGGUCACUGGAGAAAACACAGGCAUCACAAUAUGGCAGUGGUUAUAGAUAAUGGGGUAGAUUUAACUAAGUCAUAGCAGCCUUUUUUACACUGUUUUAUGAUUCUAAUACAGAUUUGGCUGGAAAAUACUAGAAAAGCAAUAUAAAAAUUGCACUUUGAUGUAACAGUGUACUAGGUACUAGUGCAUUUUUAAAACUACCUCUGCAUCUGUAAGCUGCUUCUCAAAUCAGAUAGAGACAAAAGGCAGACAAUAAAAUUGCAGCUGAAUCUGCAAAAAACGUGGGCCAAAAGACAACUUGCCUCUGCUAAUAUGUGAUUUGCCUGUUAAUCCGGGCUGGGGAGAAGAACACUGACCAAACCAACUGUUAAUAUUGCCAAUGUUACUUGUAGUAAAUGUACCUCAAUAUCAGUAAUCAAAAUGUGCUGCUGAAAACAAUGCUGUGUUUUUAAUCUUUCCUGCUGUUCUCAUAAUAUUAUUCUUUGUUCUUAACUGUGUAACGUUGCCAUGUAAUUUAAUGGGUUUUUUUUCAGAAAAUAGAAGAAAUUACAGCAUUUCAUUAUAAUAAUACUUAUUUAAUGUUCCUGAAAUUUCAUUUAAUAAGUACAUAUGAAAUGACAAAUACAUACAUACAUGAAUUUU